CUCAGUCGAGAAGCACCAGAAGUUGCCCUCGGACUAUCAAACGGACCAUCCAGAGCAUCAAUAGUUUUUCUGGUGGUAUUGCUUUACCAAAUAGUCAACAAUCCCCGACUUGGCCCGACAGAGCAAACCAUGUGCCUACCGUUAGCCCAGCUGAUCCUCCCGCCUUGCUAUAAAACAUUGGACUAGCUGGACAAAUGCUUCCUGGAAGCCCUCUCGUUCAAGACUUCCAGUCUCCACUCCCAGGAUUCUGCUCCGGCCCCUGGGAACCUAAACUUGUUAUUGUGACCUUUACCAUUAAAACAACACUAUUGAGACCCAGAACCAUCGUGUGCCAGGUUUCUCAAACCUCAACCGAUUGCACCACUAGUCUAUGCAUGCAGUAUUUCGUAAUUGCUCGAAGACAGCUACAGUAUGGUUUAAAAUGGAACCUUCGAUACCUUGGCCGCAUGCCCGCCCAGAACCUGAGACUUCUUGUCACCUACCACAUUCGAGCAAAGCCAAGGCUGCCAAGACCGGUCGUCGAUGCCCUCGUCCUCCACGGUCCAGAAAUCCAAACUAUCUUUGCCUAUCCCGGAAAACCAGCCAAGAUGUGGAGUUUCAUCCCUCCCUCCCGCGAGUUGUCACAAGUUCCGCAGUACCUAUUCAAGUCUUCCGCCUUCACAAUCCUCCAGCAGAAGUGUGACAUUCACGGCCGCUGGCUGUAA
Colletotrichum navitas is the source of this 704-nucleotide messenger RNA. RefSeq lists its product as uncharacterized. The transcript is spliced from 2 exons. The coding region runs from base 195 to 704 and encodes 169 amino acids. The record is from RefSeq and is a predicted model, not a curated record. NCBI's taxonomy places the organism in Eukaryota, Fungi, Ascomycota, Sordariomycetes, Glomerellales, Glomerellaceae.